AUGGAGCAGUUAUCAGAUGAAGAACUUGACCAUGGUGCUGAGGAAGACAGUGACAAAGAAGAUCAGGAUCUGGACAAAAUGUUUGGAGCUUGGCUUGGGGAGCUAGACAAACUUACACAGAGUUUGGAUACUGACAAGCCAACACAACCAGUAAAAAGAUCUCCUCUUCGCCAGGAAACAAACAUUGCCAAUUUUUCUUAUCGCUUCUCCAUGUACAAUUUGAAUGAAGCCCUGAAUCAGGGAGAAACUGUGGAUUUGGAUGCCCUGAUGGCUGAUCUUUGCUCUAUUGAGCAGGAACUCAGUAGCAUUGGGUCUGGAAACAGUAAGCGUCAAACUACAGAAACAAAAGCUGCUAUGAAAUUACCUGCUGGCCGACAUACCUUGAAACAUGGCACCCUGAAAGGAUUGUCCUCUUCGUCUAAUAGGAUAACUAAACCUUCACCUGCCAACUACUCCUUGGAUGAUAUUACUGCACAAUUAGAACAGGCUUCUCUCAGCAUGGAUGAAGCUGCUCAGCAGUCAGUAAUGGAAGAUGCCAAACCUACAGUGAUUAAUCAGCACAGGAGAACAGCAUCUGCAGGUACUGUAAGUGAUGCUGAAGGACGCUCUAUUAGCAAUUCAUCUCGUUCAAGCAUCACUUCUGCAGCUUCCAGCAUGGAUUCUCUGGAUAUUGAUAAGAUGACACGUCCUCAAGAACUAGAUCUGACACAUCAGGGGCAACCAGUAACUGAGGAAGAACAGGCAGCCAAGGUGAAGGCAGAAAAGAUCCGAGUGGCCCUGGAGAAGAUUAAAGAAGCCCAAGUGAAGAAGCUUGUAAUUAGAGUCCACAUGUCUGAUGACAGCUCUAAAACAAUGAUGGUAGAUGAGAGGCAGACAGUGAGACAAGUAUUGGAUAACCUGAUGGACAAGUCACACUGUGGCUAUAGCUUAGACUGGUCACUAGUAGAGACCAUCUCCGAAUUACAAAUGGAGAGAAUCUUUGAAGAUCAUGAAAACUUAGUUGAAAAUCUUCUAAACUGGACAAGAGAUAGUCAAAACAAGCUUAUCUUUGUGGAGCGUAUAGAAAAAUAUGCACUUUUCAAAAAUCCCCAGAACUAUCUUCUGGGGAAAAAGGAAACAUCUGAGAUGGCAGACAGAAAUAAAGAAGUACUGCUGGAGGAGUGUUUUUGUGGGAGUUCUGUGACAGUCCCGGAACUUGAAGGAGUACUGUGGCUGAAAGAUGAUGGCAAGAAGUCCUGGAAAAAACGCUAUUUUCUACUGCGAGCUUCUGGUAUCUACUAUGUUCCUAAAGGAAAAGCAAAGGUUUCUCGGGAUCUUGUAUGCUUUCUUCAGCUGGACCAUAUCAAUGUUUACUAUGGACAAGAUUAUCGGAACAAAUACAAAGCACCUACAGACUAUUGCUUAGCCCUGAAGCACCCACAGAUCCAAAAGAAGUCUCAGUAUAUCAAGUAUCUUUGUUGUGACGAUGUUAGAACUCUGCACCAGUGGGUAAAUGGCAUCCGGAUUGCAAAGUAUGGAAAACAGCUCUACCUGAAUUAUCAGGAAGCUCUGAAAAGAACAGAGUCAGCCUAUGACUGGACCUCCUUGUCUAGUUCCAGUAUCAAAUCUGGAUCAAGUUCUUCUAGCAUCCCAGAAUCUCAGUCGAAUCAUUCUAAUCAGUCUGAUAGCGGAGUUUCUGACACCCAGCCAACAGGACAUAUUCGUUCUCAAAGUAUUGUGAGCUCUAUCUUUUCAGAAGCUUGGAAACGAGGCACUCAAUUGGAAGAGUCCAGCAAGGCCAGAAUGGAGUCUUUGAACCGACCUUACACUUCACUUAUGCCCCCUUUGUCCCCACAAACUAAGACAGUUGCCCCCUACACUGCUUCACAGCCAUCCCCGCCUCUCCCACCCCCUCCCCCGCCUCCACCGCCCCCUCCACCCCCUCCGCCACCCCCUCCACCCCCUCUCCCCAGCCAGGCUGCACCUUCUUCAGUUUCAGCAGCCACAAUGUUUGUCAAAUACAGUACAAUAACCAGGCUGCAGAAUGCAUCUCAACAUUCAGGACCUCUCUUUAAACCCUCACCACCCCUGGUGACACAGCAAAUGUCAGCAGCGUCACAGUCGGGAAAACCUCAGCUGCUGGUGCCUCCUAAUGGGGUAGUUCCCCCUCCUCCUCCUCCACCCCCACCUCCUACCCCAGGAUCAGCUAUGGCUCAGUUAAAACCAGCCCCAUGUGCCCCAACAGUCCCUCAGUUCAACCCUCCACCCCCACCUCUGAAAAUCCAUCAAGUGCAGCAGAAUGUUGUUCAGGCUACUCCUCCUGUUCCUGCACCCCCACCUCCCCCUCCUGUUCCUGCACCCCUACCUCCUCAAGCCCCUCCCAAACCCCUGGUGACUCCCCCACCAACCAGUACCAAAACCGCAUCACCGACUGUGAUACAAACCCCACUCCCUGUGCCCACCCCUCCAAUUCCCCCAGCAAAAAAGCAGCCAGUUUUUCCCAUUUCCCAGAUUCCACAAUCUCCUCCUGCUCUUCCUGGUCCAGUUCCCCCACCGACAUUACCCAAACAGAGCUUCUGUGUAAAACCACCUCCUUCCCCGCAAUCUCCAGUGCCAUCUGUUGUGAAGCAGAUAGCCAGCCACUUCCCACCCCCAGCCCCUCCUCCAUCAGAGCCUCAGCCUUUAAAGCCUGUGCCAUUGAGCGUGACACCACAAUCUCCCCCUGCUGUGAAAGCCAAGCCCAAGUGGCAGCCCGGCUCUGUGCCGUCCCCUGACUUUCCUCCACCUCCCCCUGAAAGCGUCCUUGUAUUUCCGCCUCCACCAGCAUCAACACCAGGGCUCUCUCCUGCCCCUGAUAAAAUUGGAUCUCCAGCCAAAAAGACCACCAGCAAGACUUCUAGUCCAGGGGGAAAGAAACCACCCCCCACACCACAGCGAAACUCCAGCAUCAAAUCUAGCAGCUGUGCAGAAUAUCAAGAGUCCAAAAGACCUUCAGUGGACAGCCUUGUUAGCAAAUUUGCACCCCCCUCAGAACCUUCAGGGUCUCCCAGCAAGGAGACUCCACCUCCUCCUGCAGCUCUGCCAAAACCUGGAAAACUCAGUCUCUCUGGAGUCACUCUACCUGUAGUUCUGCAACAAGGAAGCAUUUCAGCAAAAGUACCUGUUAUGAGUGGACCUGGUAAGGACUCGGUGGUAGAAUUUCCUUCUCCUCCUUCAGAUUCUGACUUUCCACCUCCUCCACCUGAAACAGAGCUUCCUCUACCACCAGUAGAGAUUCCGUCAGUAUUUUCAGGAAACACUCCUCCGAAAGUGGCUGUCGUUAACCCUCAGCCACAGCCAUGGUCCAAAACAUCAGUGAAGAAAGCCCCUCCUCCCACGAGGCCCAAACGGAAUGAUAGUACCCGCCUCACACAAGCUGAAACCCCCGAGCAGCAGGUGACUGCCACAGUCGUUCCACAAGUGCCCACUUCUCCCAAGUCCGGCCUUAGCGUCCAACCUGGAUUCUUGGCUGAUUUAAACAGGACACUGCAGCGGAAGUCCAUCACCCGGCACGGCUCUCUCUCUUCUUCCCGAAUAUCCAGAGCAGAGCCAACUGCCACCAUGGACGACAUGGCAUUACCUCCUCCGCCCCCUGAACUGCUCUCUGAUCAACAGAAGGCCGGCUACGGAGGUAGCCAUAUCUCAGGAUAUGCAACAUUGCGGAGAGGGCCGCCUCCUGCUCCCCCUAAAAGGGACCAGAACACCAAGCUCUCUAGAGACUGGUAGUUACCACAGGAUUCUGGAUAAUUCUUCAGUCAGCUAAUCUAACCUAUACAUUCAGGUGUUCAGCACCUCCUUGUCUGAUAGAUAAUGUGAUCCAAAUGGUAUUCAGCUGUAGCUAGGGGUAAUUGUAUACAUUCCCCCUCCCCAUCCCCCAUACUUAGUCCAAAAUGGGUUGUGUGUUUUGGGGAGGGGGUGCGAAGGGGAUAUGUGUGUGUGUCUUAUUAUCCCUUGAUGUUCCUUUUUUUCUGUCACGUGGAUUGGACCAAAAAUCUCUUUCUUUUCUGCAUUUGAGGUAUUUUGUAGUGUCUGUCCAUGUGCAAUGAGACUCCAUUUGUGCAUGUCUUAAAAUAUAUAUUGAGUAGGUCUAUAAUGGGACAUUUCUCACAAUUAUAAAAGACAACCAGAAUGUUUGGUCUAUCUAGAUUGUUUGAGUCUUCACUUCCAAGCAUAGGGAAGGGGCAUUUCAAGCCAGGAAAAGCUCAAUAUCUGAAGAGUGAUAACAAUACUAGGACAGUAUGUGACUAGCUACUUAGAAUAUAGACAUGAGAAAACCAAAACAUUCUGGCUGUAAAAACUUAAAGAAAACAGAAAUUGUUUGGUGAUCUGGAGUAAAAUAAAUUUCUGCCACAAGUAGUCUUCUAGAAUGUGGCAUUGUGUCCCUGAGAAAAUAAGGGACAAAUUACCUGUUAAUAAGCAGUUAGUUCAUUUUACUGUUAACCAGAAAUACCAUUUCAGUCCCUUAAGUUUCUUGAGUUUUUCCUUGAAUUUCCUUGAGCUUUUAAUCAAGUUUGGUUCCAUGUCUCUUUGUUUUGAUUCAUGCGGAUAUUCAUGUCUAGUACCAACCACCUAAUGAUGUUAUGUUCCAGGAUACCAGCUGUCCUUUACACUGUGUGCUUUCUGUACUGCACAUCUCUGCACAAUGUGUACACACAUUAUACAAGUAUCUCAUUGCCCAGAAAACAUCUCUAGGGAGAAUAAAUACCUCGUACGUUUC
Molecule: messenger RNA, 4735 nt
Organism: Phascolarctos cinereus (koala)
Lineage: Eukaryota; Metazoa; Chordata; Mammalia; Diprotodontia; Phascolarctidae
Gene: RAPH1
Product: Ras association (RalGDS/AF-6) and pleckstrin homology domains 1
Biological process (GO): signal transduction
Cellular component (GO): plasma membrane; cytosol
Source: RefSeq, a predicted model, not a curated record